This is a messenger RNA of Moneuplotes crassus, 1180 nucleotides long. The record is from the annotation of a GenBank genome assembly. NCBI's taxonomy places the organism in Eukaryota, Ciliophora, Spirotrichea, Euplotida, Euplotidae.
AAAUAUAGAACACGAUUCGAAUGGCAUACAAUUAUAGAUAUGAGAAUAGCAAAGAAGAUGGAUUUGGAGGCCAAGAAAUGACGGAUAUUCCUAAUAUUAGAUCAAGAAUAAAUUACGCUAAAGCAAAAACAAUGAACGAUUCAAGAAGCAAUUCUCCUCCAAAAUAUACUAAUGGUCUCAAUUCAGAAAUGCUUGCAUCUGAUGUAGUCAAAUUAAAUGAGCAAAAAGUGAGGGACAACAUUAUCUUUGCAAAUAACUCUGGGAGCAUUGGGCCAUACUUAAAAUUUGAUAAGAAAAGUCCUUCUCCAAAAGUACCAAAGCUUGGUCCUCCUACUUCAUCUUAUAAGAAUCAUUACAGUCCAGAAAGGAGCUAUGAGCCAAUCAAAAUGUCUCUCAAUGAGUCUUUAGAUUAUAACAGAAGUUAUAACAACUUAUCUAUGGGAAUUCGCCACAUCUCAAAUGGUGAUGCAAUGUAUAGAAGAGGAGCCUUAAGCAAAUCCAUUGAUUUUGGACCUCCUUCUAAGACCAGAUUUAAAUAUGCUAGAAACGCAAAUCUUGACAAACCUGAUGAGUUUAGGUUUAAAUAAAAAUUUGACUUCUAAUGCAGAUAGAAUCUUAAAUAAAUCAAUGGUGCCCAGCUAUCCAUCUACAAAUGAACCAGCUAGGAUGGACUUUUUGAAAAAGGAAGUCAGUACUUGCCCAGCCAGUCCAAAAAUUCAAACUAAACCUUAUUCUCCAGAACCUCCAAAGAAUUCCUUCGCCAGAGAACCUCAAUUUUCAACUGAACAAAAUGAAAUUAAGCCCCAAAGUCCGAAUAAUAUAGUCAAACCUGUCUCUCCUGCUCCUAAUCAAUCAUACCCUUCUGGUGAUUUCGAGUCAGCUCAAAAUAAAAAGCCAACGGGUAUUUCACCAGCAGACUCAGCCAAUUACACUCCUUCACUCAAUGCUCAAAUUCCUGAGACUCUCCCUAAAUUUCAACCGGAUCGCUCAGAGCCUAGUUUCAAUGAUCCUUCUUACCACAGACGCAAGAACUUUAAUAACUACGGCUUCAAUGCUAUCACAGGAGUCAGAAAAGAAGCUGCAUUCAGAGAACUUUAACAACCUAGGUUCUAAGCAGACUGGCUAAUAAUAAAUAUGAUGCUUAAGAAAGCAAUCAUGUUGAAUAUAGCAAUCAAUUUUA